Egretta garzetta (little egret) is the source of this 5263-nucleotide messenger RNA. RefSeq names its product fidgetin like 1 (gene FIGNL1). Gene Ontology annotation, molecular function: ATP hydrolysis activity; ATP binding; microtubule severing ATPase activity. The transcript has 2 exons. NCBI's taxonomy places the organism in Eukaryota, Metazoa, Chordata, Aves, Pelecaniformes, Ardeidae. The record is from RefSeq and is a predicted model, not a curated record. The coding region runs from base 134 to 2209 and encodes 691 amino acids.
AAAGAGAACCUCAGACCAAGUGGCUUUACACGACAAAGCCGGUUGCUUUUUGGAAAUGGUAAAGUGUCCAGACUGGCUCAGUAGCUUACAAGAUCUGCUGUGCUAUUUCUCUCAAUUAAAUUAAUUGUCAGUGAUGGAAACCCCCACCCACAGCACCGUGCACCUGAGUGACUGGCAGAAAAGUUACUUUGCUAUUACCUCUGGCACCUGCACACCCGGACAGAAGGCAGAUGAGUACCGUGCCAAAAUCCUGCGUAUUCAGUAUGCAUGGGCAAACUCCGAGAUCUCUCAGGUCUGUGCUGCCAACCUGUUUAAAAAAUACGCAGAGAAAUACUCUGCAAUUAUUGACUCUGACAACAUAGAGACUGGCUUGAAUAACUAUGCUGAAAACAUUUUGACUUUGGCAAAGUGUCAGCAAAAUGACAGUGACAAGUGGCAAUCUGCCUUGACAGCAGAUAAUGUAUUUGAAUUAAAGUGUGUGCAAGAGAGGAUGCAGGCUGGCAGAAAGUUCCAAAGCACUCAGAUGGCACCAACAGAUGCCUGUGUCCUCGCUGAUAAAGGGGUCAGUGCCUCUGCUGCUCCAGGUCUUCCUAAACGCAAUAUCUUCAGCAGUGCUGGGGAGACUGAGCUCUGUGCUGGCUCAGCAAAAUGUGCAAGUCGGGGACCGGAUCUCCCUGAGCAUCCCUCAUCUUCAAAGUCUCUCCAAAGCAGCGUGCCUCCUGCGACCAAAACUUCGGAUACGCUUCCUGCCUCUUCAGCCCCCUUAAACGAACAGGUUCCUAGAGGUUUCCAGGCAACUCCGCUGUUUGGAAGUAAAGAAGCGGCAAGCAGUAGUUCUCUGCAAAUGCCGAGUAACUGUCAUGACGGACAAAAUUUGUCUCUUUCCAGUCAGUCAGCUAUACUUGCGCGGUCUGCAAGUUCUGGAAAAAGAAAAGCAUUUUAUGGUCUGGCUGAUGAAGGCAGCACAGUGAUUCCUAGCCUUGCUCCAUGCCAGCCUUCCAUUAGUACAGAAACCAGUAGUUUUUCAGGGAAUAGAAACAGAAAUGAAGAGAGCAGCGUUCCUGGUUUUAGAACUGCAAAAGAACAGCUGUGGGUGGAUCAGCAAAAGAAAUCUCAAAACCUCCCCCAGCGUGCACCAGUCUCCUCAUACGGAGGUGUAAAAAAAUCGCUGGGUGCAGGCAGAUCUCGGGGCCCAUUUGGCAAGUUUGUUCCUCCAGUUCCAAAACAAGACGGAAAUGAGAAUGGAGGGGCACAGUAUAAACCCCAUGCAAGAGGACCAACAGAUCCAUCGCUGCCUGUAGAUGAACGACUGAAAAACAUAGAACCAAAAAUGGUUGAACUCAUUAUGCACGAGAUCAUGGAUCAUGGGCCACCUGUCAACUGGGACGACAUUGCUGGAGUUGAAUUUGCUAAAGCUACCAUAAAAGAAAUUGUAGUCUGGCCUAUGCUGAGGCCAGACAUCUUCACUGGGUUACGUGGCCCUCCUAAAGGAAUUCUUCUCUUUGGUCCCCCUGGGACUGGCAAGACUCUCAUAGGCAAGUGCAUUGCGUGCCAGUCCGGAGCGACUUUUUUUAGCAUCAGUGCUUCUUCUCUGACUUCCAAGUGGGUAGGCGAGGGGGAAAAGAUGGUCCGUGCGCUGUUUGCUGUGGCACGAUGUCAACAGCCAGCAGUGAUUUUCAUCGAUGAAAUUGAUUCUCUCUUGUCUCAGCGUGGAGAUGGAGAGCAUGAGUCAUCGAGAAGGAUAAAAACUGAAUUUCUGGUCCAGCUGGAUGGGGCAACAACCUCCUCUGAAGACCGUAUUCUAGUGGUUGGAGCAACGAAUCGGCCCCAAGAAAUCGAUGAAGCUGCCCGGAGGAGACUAGUGAAGAGACUGUACAUUCCUCUCCCAGAAGCCUCAGCUAGGAGGCAGAUUGUUACCCGCCUGAUGUCAAAGGAGCACUGCUCUCUAAAUGAAGAGGAAAUUGAACUGAUAGUUAAGAGAACAAAUGGAUUUUCUGGGGCAGACAUGACACAGCUCUGUCGAGAAGCUUCUCUGGGCCCUAUCCGCAGCCUUCAGUCCAUGGACAUUGCAACCAUCAUGCCGGACCAAGUACGGCCUAUUGCUUUUCUGGACUUUGAGAGUGCCUUGAGAACCGUGCGGCCCAGCGUCUCCUCGAAGGACCUGGAGCUGUAUGAAACCUGGAACCAGACAUUUGGCUGCGGUAGAUAACGGCACUCUGACUGUUUCACUGAAACAUUUCUUUAGCGCUGUCAGCAUAUUGAACCUGUGAUAAUUUAGGGUAUCUGCACUUCUUUUUGUUACUGUCUUUGAAAUAAAUCUUCUUAUGUUAUGCAGGCAGAUGUCUAGGCCCUGGCCUGAUGUUUAGCCAACUGAAAAGACCAUGAGAAACUGCCGAACGGAAGUAACAGAGUGAGAAGGUGACAAAAAUUACAGAUGGCUGCUGUGAAAGGUGGAUGAAUUUCACUGAUGUUUAAGGGGAAGAUGGUCAAAUCUCACCUAUAGUUGAAGGGCGCGCUGGGGGCUGGGGGGAAUCUUGCAAGGCCCACUGUGCUAUAUCAGUAGCGCCAUGCGAGGCUGAGGGGACCCAGGUAAUGUUAUGAGAAAUACCAGUUUGGGGUAGCGAUGUAGCAAAACUGGGACUGAUGGGAAAAAGUAUUUAGGGGCGUGUUGUUUGGGAAGAGACAGGAGCAGAGGAAGGAAAGAGUCAAGGUGGAUGUGGGAAGAUUAGAAGGGUGGAUAAAAGGGGACGGUCUCAUGUAAGCAGCGCUCUUGUCUGAUGGCCCUGCACUGGCCAUAUCCCUGCAGUCUAUCCCAGCUUCUUAUUAAAUCCUUUCUGUGAUGAUCUUCUGCUUGACCUUGCUUUCUGGUCUGUGUCUGCGUGUUACCAGGAGGUCCAGGCACCUGCAACUGGAGAAGAGGCCAUGGGCCAUAGGGGCUGUAGGACCUGAGGGCCAGCUGUGGGCUAGCCAAUGCCUUUAGGGCCAGGUGCUGUAGGGAUCCUGCUGUGCGUGCAAACUUCAUUAACACAACUCACAAGCAAACUUUAAGCUGGGCUAGCUGGCAAGUAGGAGGAAACCAGCACCUGGAAAGAGCUGAGAUAAUGAGCCAGUGGCAGGGUCAGGAAGCUCGGGGUCUGGGCAUGGAUUUUAGAUGAACUUAAAUUCCGUGGUGAUGUUUGAAGGCUCCAGAGGCGUGGUGUUCUUGUGAAGCUGGGGCGUGUGGGGGCCUGCAUGUCUCACUGGUGAGCUUCAGUCCUAUUUGGCUGGAGAAGAGGGACAAAGAUGGGGCUGUGCUGUUGGAUUUAUGUGAGCACAUUUGCUGUGUAUGUGCAUGCUGGUAAAGGCACUGCUGGCACCGUGUUCUCAUCUGUGUGUGUGUGUAUAUGUGUGUAUAUGUGGGUAUCUGCUGUUGUGGAUUCGGUGCUCAGCCUCACUCCUGGCUGGACCUGCAAGUAAAACCAGCGUCAGUUGUACCAAUCAAACUAAGAUGGGAGAAGCCUCAGCCUGAGACUGCACCCGACUGGGCCCUAGUGGCCGGGAAGGACAAAUCCUGGGUCUCGGUGUCAACUGGGUUCCUCUGAUCCUUAAAAAAUCUUCAUGUACCAAUGGUAAAUUUCCUCACUAGCUUGUACUUGGUGUUCUUACCUAAGGCCUGAACAAAAUGCACAGCCUUUUGUUUGCAUAACCUGUCCUCACCAACUGGUUGGACGGGGCCGCUCCUGAAUGGAAAAUAUGUCAAAAGCUUUCUUUUGGAGUCUUUUGUUAGCGUGGCAGAGCUGGCUGCAGCAGUGUCCAUGCUUUAUCUUCAAUUUCUCUGAAGCACUUUUCUCCUGUUGGGGAAAAUGCAGAGCUUAAAAGCUAGUUGUGCUUAGAUUUUUCUAAAAAUGUAUAAACACUGUUUAGCCAGCAUAUUUUUUUUUAAAGCCAUUUGGGAAACUACGAGGGCUAUGGGACUAUAGCGAACCUUGAGUUCAGAAUAAUUUGGAAGACUUGGCAUUUCUUAGAGCUCAUCCUGAUUUAAACAAAAAAAGUCGGUUCUGUUCUUGGCUUAUGUUUUUAAUAAAGUAUGGUAUGUAUUAGAAGCUGUUUUUCAGAGAUGUAAAAAUUCAGGUAUGUGAAUUUAUCUUAAUUUUUGAAAUGGUGAAAGAAUAAUUUGUUUAUUUUUUAAGAAUAAAUGUGUGAUAUGGUCCAAACUGGUUGACUUUUGUGCCACUUGGGCAAAGAUUAUGAGAUUAAAUCUGCUCUUACAAGUUUAGUGUUGGGAGACCUAUAAACACGUGCUAGGUAAGAUUUUUGCUGUCUCCAAACAUCUCUCCAGCCCUAAUGAAAACAUGUUCUUUAAAUGUUCUUUUCUCAGGCAAGUGAAUGAAAACCACAGAGAAUUUUAAUUGUUUAAUAAAACCUAAGUGUUGCUCAAGGGUAGCAAAACCCUUGUGUACUAUUAAGUAAUUGCCUUAUUUCUGCUGGGAAUUAUUCUGGUAUGCUACGUGAGCAUACUGUGCUCAUCUACAUAUCCGAAUAUUCAUAAUUUAAUGGCAAUGGCUCUACUGACAGGACCAGUGAGAGUGUACAUAGUGAGAGAGAAUAAAAUGCCUCCUAAAAUGACAAGGGGCCGGGAGAGAAAUGCUGCACUGCUGUGUUUGUCUCCCGCAAAGUGGAACUCGUGAACGAGAUAAAAGGUAGAACUGCAGCACCAGGCAGGAGCAUUCUUCCUCCUACUUCUUGCAUUACUCAUUGCUUGGCACUCUUUUGAAUUACAUGAGCAUGCUGUUGUUUUAGAAAACGCAUAGGAAUAGUGAAAAGGAACAUUAGGUAAAGUUUAUUCUUCCUCUUUUUUAGUAAUGAUGCAGGUAAUACGACUGUCUCUUCCGCCAUCUAGCAAUAUUCAGGCUUUGCUGCGAGACUCGCAGGUCAGCAGGACUUCCAGUAUUAGCCCAAUAUGUAUUUCAUAACCCGCUGUAACAGUGCCACCAAACAAGAGAUUAGAUCGCCAGUAACAUAAUUUCACAAAAUAUAGAAAAUUGCCCAGAAGUAGGGCAUGAUUGUAAUUUAAGGGAAAUGGUGCAGAUAAAUCCACUUUAAUGGAUCUGUUUAGUGUAUGCAGAAACCGAUGUACUUCAUUAUUUAUUCUUUUUGGCUGGCUGAACUUUGUAAGAAGAAAUGCAGGACUCUCCUCUGGUUUUGUGGUUCGGUAACAUCUGGUGCACUGUCUCUUAGUGUCUCUUAAAUAAAGGUAAAUAAUUGCAGUCCUGCAAAGGCGAGG